UUUUCUUUAACACAUAUAAAUUUCCUUUCCAAAGAAGUAGUCACACAAAUCGAAGUUAAACUCGGAUUGUAUUGUUUGUUCUUACAACAUUUUGUCGAAUUCGAAUAAAAGACGAAAGAUGAAAGUGUUCUUAAUUGCAGCAUUUUCAUUCCUGGCUGUAUUUGGAGUUGUACAAUCAUUUACUCCCUAUGAAAUACAAGACGCGAUGUGCUCAAUACCCGACAAAUAUCUAUUCAGAUUCCUAAAUUGCACUAUUAGUCGUGCCCCAAAAAUCUUUCAAAAGGCAGUCGAUAUCGUACAUGAAUGCGUAGAUACAGUUUAUGAAGUCGAUGAAAAAUUGGAUUCCGUUUUAUUGUAUACUUGUAACAUUAAUGUACUCUUAGACAAGAAUAUUGGCGGAUGUUUGCGGGAAAAAACCGAGGGUCUAGACAAUCCAGACCGACAAGAUAUGUCAUCAUUGAAAGAAACUGCCGUAAAUUGUAUGAUUUAUGCGUGAAUCAUAUACUCUCGUGUGAUUAUAAUGUCUAACAUUCGUACAAUUGUACUUUUUGUACCCGUACAGUUAAAGAAUUAAAUUGAUUAUGA
This is a messenger RNA of Centruroides sculpturatus (bark scorpion), 585 nucleotides long. RefSeq lists its product as uncharacterized. The record is from RefSeq and is a predicted model, not a curated record. NCBI's taxonomy places the organism in Eukaryota, Metazoa, Arthropoda, Arachnida, Scorpiones, Buthidae. The transcript is spliced from 5 exons. Bases 119 to 496 code for a protein of 125 amino acids.